GUGGUGGUGACAGUGCAUAGUGACACUGCCUGCUGUGUGGUGCUCUCUGUGCACUGUGUGGUGCUGGUGCCAGUGCCCAUACUGGUGCUGGUACCCACUCCUGGUGCCCAGUUCCUGGUACCAGUGGCUGGUGCUGGUUUGGUGCCUCGGUACUGAUGGCCUUGCCUGGUGCCCAAUGCCCCUGUCCAGUGCCAAGUGUCCCUGUCCGGUUGUGGUCCCAGUGGCCCCUGAGCAGUGUCCAUGUUCACUGCCAAGCUCCCAGUGCCCAGUGCCCAUUGUCCAGUGCCCAGUUCCUUGUGGCCCCUGCCUUGUGCCAGUGUGCGGUGGGCUGGGCUGGGGGGUGGUGUUUGGGCUGGGCAGUGGGCGGGCUCUGGCUGCGGGGUGUUCCUGCCCCGCUGUCUCGCGGCCGGUCCGUCUGUGUGUCUGUGGGGCCGGUCCGUCUGUCUGUCGGUCGCUCGGGGCGGCGCCGCUCGGGGCGGUCCGUGCAGGAGGAAGCGCAGCCGGGGCAGAGCGGCCCCGCGGCGGCCGGAGCCGCGCGCUCGGGGUGGGCAGUGCCAGACAGGCCUCGUGUCUGACAAGGGGCAGGGAGAUGGAUCGGGGAGUCACCGUGGAGAACCCCUAUGCCAGCGUCAACAUCCCACGGGAGCAGUUCCAGCAGAGCUUCAUCACUCGCUACCUGAGAGACGAGCCCACCAUCAUCGCCAACCCCGCGGCCGUGCCCUCCUACGGCACCGAGGGGCACACAGAGCUUGCCAACGGCUGGAACAGCCCAACCAUCUCCACAGACAAGUCUUGGUCCCGUCCCUACAACCCCUAUGCCAGCCUGAGGGCGCCCAAUGGGGACUCAUCUGCCUCCUUCUACACUGUGACCCUGAACAAGCCACCCAAGGGCCAGGAGCAGGAGGCUGGCAGGAGAUGUGGCUGCUGCAGGUGCUGCUCCUGCUGCCCAAAGUGCUGCUGUGUCAUCUCCUAAGGGCUCUCCCUGCACACACAGGAUGUGUGACCAUGAGAUGGGGCCAGGUGACCCCACAGGGACAUGACUGCUGGCCUGGGCACCCCUGGCAGAGCUGGCACUGGCAGGACUGACAUUGCUUUUUACCUGUGAACUCUGCAGCCAGAUGUGCUGAUGAUGUGCACCUUUCAGAUGGGCCAUGGGGCCCAGGAGCCCUGAGGAUGAUGUGUGCCAGGACAGCUGUCACAGGAAGUGACAACACUGGAGACGGGGCAGCACUGAGCCUGGGAUCCCACACAGAGCCCCUGUCUGCGCCCCAGUGCUGGGAACCUCCGCCCUGGGAAGGGGUGGGCAGUGCCCACCUGCUCAUGGCUGGGUUUGGAUGGUGGCAGCCCUGUGUGCGUGGCAGAGGAAGACAUCAUCGUCACUGUCUUGGAGCAGGGGAGAGGAGCCAGGGACAAGCCUCCAGCUGGCACAGGGACCCACUUGCCCAGAAGUGAGUCCUCCCCCCUCCCACAGCAUCACAGGAGUGCUGCCGGCCCCUGCACGAGACUCCAUCUGGAUGCUGACCCUCCUCACCACACUGCUCAUGGGGCAGAGCGAUGGAAACAGGAAAGACAGACAGCCAAAGCAUGGCAGAGUGCUGGGCCAGGCUCCAGGGCAGCACCUGCUGGCACAGCAUGGAUAUGAGCAUUAAUGCACCAGUGCCAGGAAACCCCCAGCCCCAUUCUGUUCCUCCUGCCAGGCUUGUGGCGUGCUGGGCACAACCUCUUGUCCCAUCUGCAUCCCAGAGACAGGUCCAGCACAGAGGGCUGGCCCAGCUCCAGCAGUCGGGCAGCACUUGGGCACAUUGCUGGGGAUGCAGAGGCCCAGCAUUGGCCUUUUGCAGCUCCCAGGGCUUGCAGGAAGGUGGGAGGAGCCGCCUGGCUCUUCCCCGUGUGCUGUGGCUUCUCCAGGCUGGGCUUUUGGCUGGGGCUGCUGCCAUCGACCUGGAACAAGCCUGCUGUUGUGCUGAUGUCCCGCCGUGGUGCUGACGUGCCUUCCUGGUGCUGACAGCCCUCCCUGGUGCUGGCAGCCCUCCCUGGUGCUGGUGUCCCAGGACAGCU
Messenger RNA from Onychostruthus taczanowskii (white-rumped snowfinch), 2058 nucleotides. It is a transcript of the gene CYSRT1, whose product is annotated as cysteine rich tail 1. NCBI's taxonomy places the organism in Eukaryota, Metazoa, Chordata, Aves, Passeriformes, Passeridae. The coding region runs from base 176 to 973 and encodes 265 amino acids. The record is from RefSeq and is a predicted model, not a curated record. The transcript is spliced from 2 exons.